Lasiosphaeria miniovina is the source of this 1764-nucleotide messenger RNA. RefSeq names its product adenosine deaminase family protein. The transcript is spliced from 4 exons. The coding region runs from base 1 to 1764 and encodes 587 amino acids. The record is from RefSeq and is a predicted model, not a curated record. Gene Ontology annotation, molecular function: adenosine deaminase activity. Gene Ontology annotation, biological process: adenosine catabolic process; inosine biosynthetic process. NCBI's taxonomy places the organism in Eukaryota, Fungi, Ascomycota, Sordariomycetes, Sordariales, Lasiosphaeriaceae.
AUGCCGCCCAUCAGCGACGAGGACUGGGCCGACGUGGUCUCCAAAGAGCUGCCAAGCAAGGAUGACGCAGUCAUCCAAAAGUACCUCCAGAACCGCCAGGCUCUCAUCGACGAGGAGAAGAAGCAGCGCAGCGAUUACACGUUCCGCCAGCGCCUGUCGCCCAUCGCCAAGAAAGCGUGCGACAUUGUCGACAGGAUCCGAGACCAUGAGAAGCAAACAGUUUGGACGUCCGAGGUGGAGGAGCAGAUUGCCCAGCAGGUGGCCGUCACUGUCCACCCGGGCAUGAUGUUCAGCCUGGCCAAGGAGAAGAUGGAGUCAACCAACCUGUGGAAGAUAGUCCGCCGGAUGCCAAAGGGGGCACUCCUGCACUCCCACUGCGACGCCAUGGUCGACUUUGAUUACAUCCUAGAGCUCCUCCUCACGACUCCAGGCAUGCACAUCGCCUGCCCCGGCUCGCAUCUCGCCACCGCCGAGGCGAGGAAGGAGGAGGGGGUCUCCAUCCAGUUCAGAGCCAUCAACCACACCGAGGGCUCCCUCUGGAAGGAUGACUACAAGCCCGGCACAUUCGUGCUCAUGACGAAGGCAGCUGACGACUAUCCCGACGGGGGCAGGUCGGGCUUCCUAGAAUGGCUAAAGAGCCGGUGCACCAUCAACCAGGCAGAUGCCCUCGAGCAGCACCACGGCGUAGCCGAGAUCUGGCGCAAGUUUGUCAAGUGCUUCGAAGUCAUUGGCGCCAUGAUACACUACGAGCCCAUCUGGCGCGCGUUUCUGCAGCGACUCAUGAGCCAGCUCGUUGAAGAUGGCGUCUAUUGGGUAGAGAUACGAUUUGCCUGGCCUCCUAAUUACUGUCGGGAGGGGUGCGAAGAGCCGGAGCCAGACUAUAAUCAUAUGUUCCAGGUGAUUGAGGAGGAGGUGGCCAAGUUCCAGGCCACCGAGGCCGGCCAGACUUUCUGGGGUCUCCGGAUGAUCUGGACCGCCUUGAGAGGCCUGGGCUCGAGGCCCAUCGUCCAGAGCAUGGACGACUGCAUCGCGACGAAAUUGGCGUGGCCGCAUCUUCUGGCGGGCUUCGAUCUCGUGGGCCCCGAGGACGCUGGACGGCCGUUGGCGGACCUCCUUCCAGAACUCUUUUGGUUCCGAAAGCAGUGCGCCCUCGAAGGGGCCAACAUCCCCUUCUUCUUCCACGCGGGCGAGACUCUAGGCGACGGCGACUCGACCGAUCAGAAUCUGUUUGACGCCCUUCUCCUCGGAACGCGGCGAAUAGGACACGGUUUCUCCCUCUUCAAGCACCCGCGCUUGAUCGACGCCGUCAAGGACAAACGCAUCCUGGUGGAGAGCUGCCCGAUAUCAAACGAGAUCCUGCGCCUGACGGGGAGCAUCAUGCAGCACCCCCUUCCGGCACUUCUGGCGCGGGGAGUCCCGUGUGCCCUCUGCAAUGACGAUCCUGCCAUUCUCGGCCAAGACACGGCCGGCAUGACACACGACUUUUGGCAGGCGCUCCAAGGCUGGGAGAACCUCGGGCUAGCCGGCCUGGGAUCGCUGGCCGAGAAUAGCGUGCGAUGGGCUGCUUUCGAGGACCAGGACUCUGAGGCGUGGACUCGGGACAUCCGGGUGGCUACCGUUGGGGGCGGCACGAAGGCGGCGCAUUUGCGGCAAUGGGCAGUGGAAUGGGAGCUAUUCUGCGUCUGGAUCGUGACGGAAUACGGCGAGACAGAGUUCGGCGAAAAGCACAACGGCGGCGUCCAUGUCGAGGCUAUGGGACGCUAA